Molecule: messenger RNA, 885 nt
Organism: Wallemia ichthyophaga EXF-994
Lineage: Eukaryota; Fungi; Basidiomycota; Wallemiomycetes; Wallemiales; Wallemiaceae
Product: 30S ribosomal protein S15
Exons: 2
Coding region: 1-885 (294 amino acids)
Biological process (GO): translation
Cellular component (GO): ribosome
Molecular function (GO): structural constituent of ribosome
Source: RefSeq, a predicted model, not a curated record
AUGUUGAGCGUAUUCAAACUGGCUCAAUCACAGCCCAACACUCACCGCACCCUCACAACAAGCGCUGUUAAUCUCGUUAGCAAGCGCAAACAAUCUUCGAGGCUGAAGAAGAAGGUGAACAUCUCUCGGAAGCAAUCGGUGGUAGAUGCUCAACACUCAAACCUCCCUUCACCUGCACUUGGCUAUCGAUCGGGUGAAGAAGACAUUUGGAACAACUCCCAACUCGCUCAGAUUGUUCUGACACCUGAGCAAGUGUACAGUAACGUCAAUGGCGUAUCUGGCAGAGCUCCCCUCUCUCACUUGACUGGCGUUCCAGACGACCCUAAUGACGCCUUCCCCGGUAUUGAAAUCCCUAAGCUGCUCAACACCCCAAUGCGCUCUGAGGACCUCUUGUCCAUAUUCAAAACCCUCCCUUCUCUCUCUGCACAGAGGAAAACUCAAUCAAACAGCCUCCUCUCUGACAUUGAUAUCGAGACUGUCGUUGAGCACGAGCGCAUCAAAUUAGAAACUUUCAGCCGCCUUAUCGACCUCAGGAACUCAUCCGCUAAAGGCAUCAUGCUGGAGAAUAUCCGUAGAUGUAUCACUGCUUUUGGUGAUGGCCAUGUUAACGGCAACUCAACUCAACCUACACACCAAGGUGACUCAGGAAAAGUCGAAGUACAGGCGGCUAUUCUCACUACCAGGAUAAGAAGCUUGGUCACUCACCUCCAACUCAAUCCUAGAGACACUCAAAACAAGCGCUCUCUCUCUCAACUCGUUCACCACCGUGCAAAACUCCUCAAGUACCUCAAAACCCUGUCUGAUACACGUUAUCAAAGUGUUUUGCCUCGUCUCGGUCUCACCCCCAAGGCUAUAGAGAUGGAAAUUAGCGGCAGCCUAAUCUGA